AUAUCAAAGCCACGUCAUUCCUCUAGAUAUCCUUUCUCAAACACAAUCUGCUGCCCAGUACUUAGUUUUCGCAAAGCAAGGUGCGCUUCGGCAUUGGAUCUUUGUACUUCUUGACAGAAUGAGCGGUGGACCGCGACAGAUAAUUCCCAGCCCUGAGCUGUGGGGACCUGGAACUUUUGUGGACAAUGGAGAUCCAGAUGUUCCCCGCGAUUCGCAGCGUGUCUUUGAGCUUCUCGCCCAAACUACUCCAGGCUUCCCUCAGGAUCGUCGACUGUGGGAUUCCGUCUCCUUUGAAGGAAGUUCUGAUCCAAUCACCCCGGGCCCACUAAAGGCACCCGUUGUCGCCGCAGCUCUACACGCUAUGUGCGGAGUCGUGGCAAAGGAGAUAUUGGAGGCAAGAGACGGCCCUUAUUGCAACCACAAUAUGAUAAUCAAUACCGAUCACGCGGCCUUUUGGCUAGGAACAGUUUCCAUCACGAGGCGAAAUGGAGUUAGUGUCCCGCAGUUGGCGCGAAGCGGGAAACUUGGAGAGAUAUUCCCCAAAGACUUGGAGAAGGAUACAUUCAAGACGCCCCUGAGAUUGCGGACCACGGCCUGCUAUCCCACGAAGAAAGAUGGCAUGUGGUUUCAACUUCAUGGCUCGCUAGAUGCCGAUCCCGUUCUGCAAACCAUUGGAUUGGAUCCCAGCACGCGAUGCGACAGUCUCGAAGACGCAUACAAAAUCAUUGGCCAUCACGUCCGCCAAUUCGGACCGGAGGAGUUGGAAAUGCUCCAUGUUCAAAGAGGUCUUUGCGGCACCAUGUGCUACACGCCAAAGGCGUGGAGAGAGACAAAAAUGCACAAAGAGAUUUCCAAAUGCCCCUUAGUGAAUUACAAACACGAGGCCUAUGUUGCACCAACUCCUGCUGUACCAUUCCCUGUCAUUGAUGGAGACAAGAGGCCUCUAGCGGGGAUCAAAGUUGUUGAAUUGGUCCGCAUCAUUGCCGGUCCGGUGAUCGGGAAUACUCUUGCGUCUCUUGGCGCGGAUGUCAUUCGCAUCAACUGCAGCCGUCUCCCAGACUUCAACACUCUACAGUUAACGCUAAACGCCGGGGUACGGACAACCGAUCUUGAUCUGAAUAAAGAAGAGGAUUUGUCAAAAGUUAAGAAACUCAUAGAAGAGGCUGACGUAUUUAUUCAAGGCUAUCGGCCGGGAGCUCUAGAGAAAAAAGGUCUAGGUCUCCACGACGUACUCGAGAUGGCAAGCCGUAGAGGCAAAGGCAUCGUGUACGUUGAAGAGAACUGCUAUGGACCAAAAGGUCCUUUUCAGGAUCGGCCUGGCUGGCAACAAGUAGCUGACGCUGCUUCCGGCUGUUCCUACGUCACAGGAAAGUAUUUGGGACACACUGAUGGAACCUGUAUACUUCCAGCUCUGCCUGUGCCUGAUAUGUUAACAGGUGUUGUUGGUGCUAUCGGAACUAUGAUGGCGCUAAGAGAUCGUUCUCGCAACGGUGGCUCGUACCACGUUUUUGCCUCUUUAAUGGCCGCUGCUUCUCUUCUUUUGGAUCCUGAGGUGGGUUUGUAUCCCCCAGAGGUAACACAGAGGUGCGAUGCAAGAUUUAAAUGGGGUCAUGUGGACCCACAGUUGUUCGUCCUUGAGCUGCUAUCUGUUGUCAUCGAAGGUUGGCAAAGAGAGCUUCCUCAAUAUUUUGGUCCAGAUUCUCCUUGGAUUACCAAGCUUAAUGGUGAAUGGGGACAAUUUGAGAUUUUGAAGCCAGUUCUCCAAUUUGUGGAUCAAGACCUAUCACCCAGGUGGUCAACUGCGCCACUACCCAACUGUCGGUAUGAACGGGAUGAAAUAUCUUUUUUGCACUCAAAGCCUCUGAUGAUAAAUGGACAUCUGUAAUAAAGUGAGGCUCUCCAAAACUAGAGGGUAAAAACUUUUCUGGAAAAGAAUGAGGACUAUCCUCUCACAUACGAGACUUCAAUAAAUUUAG
This is a messenger RNA of Verruconis gallopava, 1976 nucleotides long. RefSeq lists its product as uncharacterized. The transcript has 2 exons. The coding region runs from base 119 to 1885 and encodes 588 amino acids. Lineage: Eukaryota; Fungi; Ascomycota; Dothideomycetes; Venturiales; Sympoventuriaceae. The record is from RefSeq and is a predicted model, not a curated record. Gene Ontology annotation, molecular function: catalytic activity.